AUGGCCAUACUCUUGGAGAAUAUGCUUGUGCCAAACACCUCGCGGGGAGAAAAAUGGAUGGAGAAAUUUGUGGACGAAGGAGUAGGAGGAGAGGAAGAGGACAGCAACAGUGCCCGCAACCAACAAAGAGCGCCAACAGUUCUCGCUACACGUUAUCUAAGACGGGGCUUGGGGACUGAUGAGGUGGUUGACGUCGAAGUUGAUUGCGAAUAUCCAAGUCCGUUACUUAUACCGCCAUUUUCGUUGGUUACUAUUCGUCCAGGGCAUCUCGAUAUUAUAGUGGGAAUCUAG
This is a messenger RNA of Acaulospora colombiana, 291 nucleotides long. Lineage: Eukaryota; Fungi; Glomeromycota; Glomeromycetes; Diversisporales; Acaulosporaceae. The record is from the annotation of a GenBank genome assembly.